This is a messenger RNA of Anopheles funestus (African malaria mosquito), 377 nucleotides long. Its product is annotated as chymotrypsin inhibitor Ani s 6-like. The coding region runs from base 87 to 338 and encodes 83 amino acids. The transcript has 2 exons. NCBI's taxonomy places the organism in Eukaryota, Metazoa, Arthropoda, Insecta, Diptera, Culicidae. The record is from RefSeq and is a predicted model, not a curated record.
UUUUCUUCGCCUUACAUAUAAAACGGCAUUCAGCUACGGCACUGGCUUAAUUUUUUCCGAACGUAAAACUUGUUUUAAAUAUAACGAUGAAGUGUACAGAGAUUUUUUUCGUUAUAACCAUCCUAACGCUCGCCCUGGCAGGCGUGUGCUCGGCGCGAGAUGAAUGCGAUGUAAACGAGUACUACAGUGAUUGUGGACCGAUGUAUGAGCUCAACUGCUUGAAAAAGAAUUUGGCCAUUGACACAUAUGAAUGCAUCGCUGGAUGUUUCUGUAAAACGGGAUACAUAAGAGAAGUUCAAGGUGGAAUGUGCAUUUCUGCAGCAAAUUGCCCAUUGUAGCAGUGAAAUAAAUCUUACGUGAUGUAUGUACAAUAAAAA